CUGUGCUCCGGACGCCCGCACCAGGGACCGGCGGUUGAGGAUGACUCUUAGCACCUGAAGAAGAAAGCAAAGCAUGGCUCUAAAGCUUCAUCUACAAAGCGUCUCCGGGCUCAGAGGCCGAGGAGAUCGUCUGGCCAAGGCCACUUUUCGGGGAGUAGCCCACUACACUCAGGUCUGCGAAGGAGUUGAAGAUGAGGCCGUAUUCGAUGACGCAUUCGACUGGCCGGUUGGGAGACCCGUAGAAAAUCACGAGGUCCUGGAAAUUCAGAUUCUCAACAGGAACAAGUACUUCACGAACAGGGUAAUAGGACUGUACGGACUAGUACUGCAACAGCUCGUCGAAGACGGACAUCUUACCAUCUGCGAUGCCAUUGUCGACGAGAACAACAUGCCUGUUGGGGCCAAACUACGCUUCGAGGUGAGCUACACGGCACCAGACGGUUCCGUGGGCACGUGGCACGCACCCAGUUUCCCUUGCGGAGGCGGCCUAGAUGGAAGCUUCGACGACGACCGGCAAGCGUUGCUGGACAUUGAACAAAAUAUCGCUAACCUAGAAAGGCGGACGCGACCACGGAAUGCGGAGCUCAUACCUGGCCGUAACGUGUCGCAGAUCAUGCGUAGUGCGUCGCCAUCUUCCAUGUUCCACGACGAAAACGUGCAGUCGCCGGAUCGGAAACGGUCUCUUCCGGCCACCAUGAAGAGCCUGGCAAACAUGAUGCGGUUAGGGAAACAACGCUUCUCUGCGGACGAGGAAAAACUUUCCCUCAAAGCCGCGGAUUACUGCUACGAAUAUGGUUCAACGCAAUCCCUGACGAGGAGAAUGAGCGACAAUGCGAUAUGCCUCAUAUCUGGGGGUGAUGGUCCGGACCAGAAUAUCAGGAUUACGGACGAGUCUUUCACAAUGGAAACAGCUCCCUAUUCAAUCACCACACCGGUGGUGAUCAGUAAGCCAAAACUACGUCAAGACAUAACUGCAACGUCAGUACUCAAAGCCCAAGACUUCCAAGUAUGCGUCACAGUGAUCGAGGGGAGACACCUAGCGGGACUCAAUAUGGAUCCUGUUGUUUGUGUUCAAGUAGGGGACCAGAAGAAGUACACUUCAGUUAAAGAGUCUACGAACUGUCCUUACUAUAACGAGUACUUUGUGUUUGACUUUCACAUGGCUCCGUCCAUGCUUUUUGACAAAAUCAUCACACUUACGGCACUACAUUCCAGAAACAUUAUAAGGUCCGGAAAAGUAAUCGGAUCGUUUAAGCUUGACGUGGGAACGGUUUUCAACCAAACAGAUCAUCAAUUCUUCCACAAAUGGUCGGUUCUCACGGAUCCGGAUGAUAUCACAGCGGGUCCGAAGGGUUACAUCAAGUGCGACAUCUCUGUCGUAGGGAAAGGAGACACCGUCAAGCCUCCGACGAAACACGAGACCGAUGACGACGACAUUGAAGGAAAUCUCCUUCUGCCAGACGGUGUACCUGCAGAGAGACAACACGCCCGCUUCAUCGUACGCAUCUACAGGGCCGACGGGCUUCCCAGAGUAAAUGCGGGCCUCGUCGCCAAUGUGAAAAAGGCAUUCACGGGCGAAGCGCGCGAACUCAUUGAUCCAUACGUGCAAGUCUCUUUCGCUGGGAUGACGGGACGGACGACUGUGAAGAAGUCAUGCUGCUCUCCCAUAUGGAACGAACAGAUCGUAUUCACGGAAAUGUUUCCACCGCUCUGUCAGAGGAUCAAGAUCCAACUGCGGGAUAACGAUCCGGUCAAUGAUACCGUCGUUGGAACUCACUUCAUCGAGCUUUCAAAAAUAUCCAACGAAGGAGAAAAAGGAUUUCUUCCAACUUUUGGACCAUCGUUCAUCUACCUCUACGGUUCCACACGAGAGAAUUCAUUAUUCGAAGAACACGCACCACUCAACGAUGGUUUGGGUGAAGGAGUCAUGUAUCGGGGGCGCGUCCUAAUGGCCGUUAGGACGGAGAUAUUGGACAUCUUGGACAUGACCCCGUCGAGCGUCGACCUAGAGCUAACUCUACCUGUAACGGAGAGCUCUUACGGGAAGAGCGAAGAAUUUAUGCUGUUCGGGGCCAUUUUAGAAGCUUCCAUGAUCGACCGAAAAGUGGGCGAAAAGCCCAUCUACUUCGAACUCAGCAUAGGAAAUGCUGGCAACAUGAUCGAUGGUGCGAGCAAAGCGAGGGAUGUGUGUUCGGACAGCGACUCCGACUCCGAACACGGUCUUGAGGGCGUCAUUGAAGAUGUCGGCUGCCAAUCCACAACGAAUCCCGUCAGGCCAAUAACUAGUGAUAGAUACUAUUACUAUCUACCGUACGGGGACAACAAGCCAUGCUUGUGGGUUAGGAGUGCCUGGCAAGAUCACAGAAGGAGGCUCUACAAUUCCAACAUCAUACUCAAGAUAAGAGAGAAAUUGGAAGCUGGUCUAGCUGACAUUCAGGAGAUGCUACGACUCGAAAAAUCGCACACAGAUCGAAGACUUCGCGGCGUUUUAGAAGAGCUUUCAAAUGAAUGCAGUCGUUACUUGACAAUCAUGAAGGGCUUGGGAGGAGGUGCAUCAGGAAAGACGAAGCUUGAUAAAGAACGACUCAAGCAUUGUCAAAGAGAACUGGACCACAUCGCUACCAUGUCCCGCACUAUGAAAGCACUGGUCACGAAAAACUGCUUCAAGGAAAAACUGCGAACGACUCAUGGGUUCCUGCAGAAACUUACCGAUCUGGUGGAGGAUCCUCAGCACUCACUGCCCGACGUCUUUGUGUGGAUGAUCAGCGGAGGUAAGAGGGUCGCGUACCAUCGCAUCGCGGCUCGAGACCUCAUUUUCAGCAUUGUUGAAGAAGAGGCGGGAAAAUUCUGUGGAAAGAUGCAGACGCUGUUUUUGAAGCCUGGCAAGAAAGUGAGUCAGACAAGCCGGUGGACCAUACAAGCCAAGCUGCAGAUGUACAUUUGGUUGGGACUGACAAAGCACAAGAAAAACAUUCUGAAAGGACUCCCGAAGGGAUACGAACUCACGCCUGAAGUCAAGAAUAUUGAGAAGGUUCAUAUACCACCCCCGUCUCAGCUACAUUACACCGAAAAAUCGGUGUUCCAGCUGAGGGCGCACAUGUACCAGGCCCGCUCUCUGAUCGGUUCAGAUUCUUCAGGAUUAUCAGACCCUUUCGCCAGGGUUGUCUUCUGCGACCAGAGCUUAACGACACAGGUGAUAGACGAAACGCUUAGUCCUACGUGGGAUGAGAUGUUACUCUUCCCGGAAGUAACAGUCUACGGCUCUAAGGAGGACAUCAAGGAGGACUCUCCUAUGGUAGUGGUGGAGAUCUUUGACCAAGACAAAGUGGGUAAAUCUGAGUUCAUUGGAAGAACCAUCUCUAAGCCUCAUGUGAAGAUUAGCAACGAACCAUAUUCAAAGCCAACGUUUCCACCGAGUCUAGAGUGGCACGAUUUGUACAGAGGCACGGAGCAAGCCGGAGAACUGCUGGCAACCUUCGAACUAUUGCAGUUUUCGGGUUUCGACGAGAAGGAAGACAUACCGGAGAUGCCGUAUCCGAAGGAGAACAUUUGGAGAACGGACAGGGGACCAGUGUUGCCAGUGCCGAAAGGGAUUCGUCCAACGCUUUCGAGAUACAGGAUAGAGGUGUUAUUCUGGGGCCUUCGAGAGCUGAAACGCAUUCACUUAAUGACUGUGGACCGCCCACGAGUCGACAUUGAGUGUGCCGGUCAUGUACUGCAAUCAUCUGUCAUUCUAAACUGCAAGAAGAACCCAAACUUCUCGACGCCGGUCAAGUUCUUUGAUGUGGAACUACCCGACCAAGAAAUGUACUGCCCGCCACUGACCAUCCGGGUCAUCGACUGCAGAAGCUUCGGCCGCUUCACCUUGGUCGGCACGCACGUCGUGAACUCCCUGCACAAGUUCAUGUUCAGGCCGUCCAGCAAGAAAGACAGGAGUGGUUCCAAAACUCUCUCUUCCUUACACAUCGAGGAAGGCGUGCUCGUGGACAUAGAUAACACGGCCAAUAUGUUAGGAGAGAAGGAAACGUUGAUAACGUUAGAUUACGGUUUCAAGAGCAAGAAAGAACAAAAGAGUGAGGCGAAUAGGCGCAAGAAGAAGGUGGCGUCGGACGAGAUGGACAAUGACGAAGAAAACAGGGAUUGGUGGAGCAGAUACUUUGUCUCUGUGGAGCACAUGCUGAAGGAAACUAAAGCAAUGCAAGGGAACCACAUUCGAUCUGGAGAAGACGGUUCCGAAGUCACGUCCAACGAUGACGACAGCCAACUGAGUGCCAAAGAAUACCGAAGAAUGGAGAAAGAGCUGGAGCGGCUAGAAGCCAAUCACCAACGAGACAGCGAAAAGAAGAAGAGAACAUUCAAAAGCGCUUCAAGUGCAGUGAGGUUCGCGCAGAGACUAUCGCCCAAGUCGCAUCCACGAAAAAUGCCAGAGGAUGGUCUUAUUAAGGUCUACAACACAGAGCUUGAAAACGUGCCUGACUUCAGUGGCUUCCGUGAGUGGUUGCACACAUUCGAACUGUAUAGGGGAAAGAGGCUCGGUGACGAAUUAGAUGACCAGAGCCGCAUUGUCGGGCUCUUCAAGGGCUCCCUUCAAGUGUACAAGUACCCUCUUCCUCGGGAUAUCCAAGAGCAUACCAUCACAGGGGCCGAUCCACAAUACGGGCUUUUCCAAGGCUUACCCAAUAACGAUCCUAUUCAUGUCCUGGUCAGGAUCUACGUUGUGAAGGCUACCGACCUGCAUCCAGCGGACAUGAAUGGCAAAGCGGAUCCUUAUAUCAUCAUCAAUCUGGGCAGCCGACGCAAUAGUGAUAAGGAGAACUAUAUCUCGAAGCAGCUGAAUCCUGUGUUCGGGAAAUGCUUCGAAUUCGAGGCGACAUUUCCUCAGGACUCUCUGCUCAACGUACAAAUUUACGACUGGGAUCUCCUAGGAAGCGACGAUCUCAUCGGCGAAACGAAAAUUGAUCUUGAGAACAGGUUUUACAGCAGACAUCGCGCGACUUGCGGAAUUCCUCAGAGAUACGAAACGUACGGGCCGAACCAGUGGCGUGACCCCCUCAAGCCUAGCCAGGUUCUGAUGAAGAUGUGUAAGGAUGCCAAGCUGGAUGGACCCCACUUCAUGCAGAACCGAGUCCGUCUGGGCUCGAAAGUGUUCACGUUUAGAAGCGAAGUCGACGAAGAAGACAACAAACUGACAGAUGAACACCAGAGCCUAGCCAUUCUCAACCGAUGGGAAGAAAUUCCCAAAGUGGGCUGCAAACUGGUUCCAGAACACGUGGAGACCAGGGCACUAUACCACCCAGACAAACCAGGCAUCGAACAGGGAAAGCUGGAAAUGUGGGUGGACAUGUUUCCGAUGGACAUGCCUCUCCCUGGGCCUCCUACGGAUAUUUCUCCGAGGAAGCCUAAAAGCUACGAACUCCGUGUGAUCAUUUGGAACACGGACGACGUGGUUCUUGAGGACGACGCAUUCUUCACCGGAGAAAAAAUGAGUGACAUUUAUGUGAAAGGUUGGCUAAAGGGGCAGGAAGACACUCAGUGCACAGAUAUUCACUACAGGUCUUUGACGGGCGAAGGAAAUUUCAACUGGCGUUUUAUCUUCCCUUUUGACUACCUCCCUGCGGAAGAAAAGAUCGUCAUCUCUCGGAAGGAAUCCCUCUUCUCGUGGGAUGAGACAGAAUGCAAGAUCCCUGCACGUCUAGAGCUCCAGGUCUGGGAUGCUGACCACUUUUCGGCGGAUGAUUUCCUAGGAGCCAUCACGUUAGACCUGAACCGUUUUCCUCGUGGUGCCAAGUCAUCCAAGUUGUGCAGCCUCGAUAUGCUGAAGGCUGAGUGUAACGUCCCAAUGGUGUCCCUCUUCAAGCAGCGCAGGGUCAAAGGGUGGUGGCCCUUUUUCGUCAAGAAGGAAAACGACGAAAUGGAUCUGACGGGCAAAGUAGAAGCGGAGCUGCACCUUCUGACGAAGGAGGAAGCCGAGAAGAAUCCCGCCGGCCUCGGCAGAAAUGAACCAGACCCCCUUGACAAACCAAAUCGUCCUGACUCGUCGUUCAUCUGGUUCCUGAACCCGCUCAAGUCUAUCCGCUACAUAAUCUGGCACCAAUACAAGUGGGUCAUCAUCAAGGCUAUCUUAGUCAUCAUGGUCGCCCUUUUGCUGGUGCUCUUCUUUUACUCUUUGCCCGGCUACACUGUGAAGCGCAUCCUCGGGGCAUAACUCUUCUUCAUCAGUCACUGUCCCCUCUUCUCUCUCUAUGUAUCCGCCACCAAUCCUACCGCAUGUGCAGCGUUAUUUUUCCUAAUUGCAGUUUGGUUACCGACUAGAUACAAGUUAGGAAGGUUAAAGGAUCAGUGAAAUCAAUCAAAUUAACUGAGCGAUCUAUAAUGAGAGAGCAUGCGAAAUAUUUUCGCUGAAGGUUGUCUUGUCAUUAUGCAAUUCGAUUUACAAAAAUGCCUAAAAAAGCGGCUGUGUGCCAAGCGAUGUGGUGUAAGGAGGUAGAGCUCGAUCUGCUGCCGUGACGUAUGGGUGCUGUGUGACGUAGGAGGCACGGCCCGUGCAGGUCACCUGCGCUCGUCGUGCUUGCACAGGAGCCAGUUUUAUUCGUUGCAGAACAUUCUGGAGAAAAAAGAAUUGGGCCACUUGAGUUCUCCUUUGAGAUGGAACACAGACAGCAUACAAGGUAGACGGCUGCCCUCACAGGAGAGAUCAUCACUGCCCUAAAUUCCCUGUAUUGUCCGUCUUUCUUGUAUUGCCCAUCUCUUUCAAGUAACGACUGAAAAUUACAAACAAAAUAUAUUAGGAAAAAAUUAGUGCAUCGGAAGAUUUUAAUAAAGGGAGCUCUGAAAACAUGAAGGCCACUUGCGCUAUUCCUUUGAGCCUAUUCCUUCCUAUAUAAAACUACUUAUUAACACAAUACGUCAUUCCGCUCCCUGUUUAGAAUACCGAACCCUGCGUAAAGCCCCAACCCCCGGCUGAUCUAGGUUGAGUGUGAGCUGCAGGGAGCUCUAGGUAUUUAUUUGUCUUGUUCUUACUCUGCAGUACUUGCGACAGCGUUUCAUUUUUUAUCUUUUGGGUACGGCUGCUUUGAAAACAACCAACAAUUUAUAGUGGGAUUGUGGCCUAGUCAAGCCCAUUUGGGCUUUUAGCUACUCUUCCAUUUGAAAGAGGAAAGAUUGAACUGAAUUGAAAUUGCAGGCAGAGACAAUAGUGUAUAGAGCCCUUUGCAAGAUAAAGAUACUGUGAUACAGCGUCGCAGCACGAUAACAUGGUGUUACGUAUCAAGGUAGUUAUAAUUGAUGUUACAAAACGUUCAAUUCUUUGAACUCAUGUUUUCAGAUAGGCUUUGAUAUGGUGGUUAUCUUGUUCUUUGAUGGUUUUCUCUGCGAUUAUCAAGUAACAACAGUAGUCGUCUAGUAAAUACAGCCACAUGGAGAUGUAGAGUAUUCCAUAUUUUCGAUUAACGUCUCACAUAUUCUUCUAUAUGGGUGCUACCUACUUAAUACGUAUUUCCGAUGCCUCAACGAUUAUAAGGAACUUACCUGUGCAGAACGAGUACACGAACUAUCGUUCUAAUUCAUCGAUAGGCUGAAGGGAUAUCGCUGAAUAUUUUCGUUACAUCAAUUUGUGCCAGACACUCUCCAUCCUGCAUGAAUUACGUGUGUAACAUAUAUGUAUUAUAGCACUCCUUUUUUUUUGCCAUGUAGAAGUUACAAACCGCGACCUGUACAUAACUACACUUUCACAUGCUGACAUAUUUCACGUACAUUAUGCAUCACCUGAAGGUGCUGGAAGCGCUUAAAAGCGGUAAAAGCUUAUUGGUAUUGGUAAUAAUAAUAAUGAUAAUAAUACUAACGAUAAUGGUAGAAAAACACGGUUUAUCCUAUGUGGUUCAGGCAAGGUUAGGGUUUUUGAAGAUCUGGUCACAUGUGGCCAUAUCACCUAUGUGGACACAGUUUUAGUGCAUCGUAGGCUAUCGUCUUCGCGUACGUAACGGGUAACGUUGGCUGUUCUGCGCACGCGCAGACCAUAGAUAGCAUCGCGCAAUGCGCAGAACCACCACGCAGAACCCUGCAUCCCUAGGAUACACCAAACAACAACAAUAAUUAUAUUCUGACGGUCAAGUGGGGACGUUUUUCACUCUAGGAGUGGAAUGCUAGGAUACACUAAAACUCAAUAUGACAAUAUGCGUUUUUGAUCUGAACGGUGUUUACUUCUCGCUCCGCUCGGAGUCCGAACGUGAGCGUACAACGCUCAGCCGGGAGCUAGGCUUCCCCUCUGCUCGUUGACCUACUAACCUGAAUGCGUUUGCAGGUCUGCGAAGUCAUGAUGUCCACCGCCAGCGCCAUGGGCGCUCGCUUGACGCGGUGGUUUUACGCGAAGCAGCGCGAUAGUAGAACUAGAAACAAUGCUGUUGUCGUGUAACACCCUAUCUACGUUUACAUGGAUAGGUAUGUCGACUGAAGUCCCAAGUCGGCUAAUCGUUAAGGUCGACUGGCGACGGUUUACAUGACUGUCGAAUAAGGCACCGUGGAGCUCUGCAGGAUUCAGUCGACUGAUCCUCGACGAAAGCGCCACCCUCAUCUUUGAAUUGUAUCCGUGAAGUUUAGAUGCAUUACACACAACUUUGUUAUCUCUUCUUGUUAUCUCGUGAAUUCUUUUACUUCUCAAAUACUUUUGCAGCCUUUCGGUACGCCAUUCUUUUCAUAAUCUGACAAGCCGUCACUUGUAUACCUUUCGGCAUUCCGGAAAUCUGUGCCGCCAGCUAUUCUUCUUCCUCUUCCGUCUCAGUUUACGAGGUAGAAUUUCGUCGACAUUUAUCGUCUGAACUAUCCAAGUCGAGUGACCUUUACUCUGUCGACUUCUCUUUUAAGUCGAUAUAGGCCGUUUUACAUGCAGAUGAUAGACCAACAUAUUCGAGAAUGCGUUUGUGAUCGUCUUUGUAUUCCUUGUCUCGGGGUUUAAUCAUUUUCAUCGACUUAUUCGGUCAGGUCGACUUGUGUCGCCUUCAUGUAAACGCAGCAGCAGCAGCAGAAGAAGAAAAAAAAAGUGAUUAUUUCCUUGUUUUAUUUAGAAGCAAUACAUGAUUGCUCACUAGUUAUUCUUUUUUUUUUUCGCGCGUGCGUGUAGUUUCAGCUAUCCUCCCAGGCAGUGUUGUACCGGUUACCUAAAUAUCGUAUCGCGAUACCGAUACUUGUUACUUGAGUAAAAAGUAUCGAAAUGCCGAUAUCGAUACUUCUUUUUUAAAGCAACGGGGUACCGCUACCGUAACUAUAAAAAAACAACGCGAUACUUUCCCGAUACUUAGAAAUCUCGAUGUUGAUGUCGACAAAAAAAAUAAUAAUAAGAGAAACCUCGCUUGCGAAACACCCCAUUUGUAUAAAAGCAAAUUGCGAGGAGACAGUUUUGCAGUAAAAAGACAGCAUAUUUAUUACGUAGCUCGGACACUUUGCUUGACAUUUAGCAAUAGCUGGUUCUCAAAGUCUUCUCCUGCCAUCUUAGCGGGGGUGUUCUCUCCGGCAGCUGACAGAGGCCAAUACUAUUACAAUUGCGUUAGUGUCAGGCCCGCACAUACCGUGGAGUCCAUGACCAAGGAAACCUAUCCGAAGUUACACAAUACCACAGUAUAUGUGAGCGUGACUCAGUGCGACACUGCAGCUUAGCGGUGGAACCCAGAGCGCACUGUCAAGGACUUGACCUCUGUUCGUUGACCUCAGCUCUUUUGUUCAGCGCAGGGUGGUAAUUUCCUCCAGGUUCGAAGAAAAAAGUGAACAUGUGUGUGGUAUAAUUCCCGUUACAGAGCACGUAGGCGUCUCGAGAGGCUUGUUGUCGAGCGCUAGGCGAACCAGUGACAACGCAUAAGAGUAAGAAGUAUGGUCGGCGAAGGAAGAGUGGGGCAGGGAUGGGCAUAAAUACAUUUUUUAGUAUUUAAAUAUAAAUACAAAAUACCUUGUUAAAAGGGGUAUUUAAAUACUCUUCAUAAAUACUUGUUUCAAUAUGAGUAUUUAAAUACAAAAUAUAAAUACAGUAUUUAAAUACCGUAACUACUACCAUAAAUACUGUGAGGAAAAUAUCCUCUGGCAUUACAGAAAUAAGGAUGAUGAUCACAACAAAUCAGCAACGGACGAUAACAUUUAUUUGUUAGAUUAUCAUGGCGAUUGUAAUAUUAGAAGUUUCUCGAAGACUGCAUCUUUUAGGCAUCUUCUGUUCGGCCGAACAAUCAGAUUCGUAAAGGAGAACAGCAUCUCCACAUGUGCCGAUGAACAAAUGCUUGAAUUAAAUUUGACGAAGAUGCUUCGUACAACAAGGUAAUUGGGUAGUCGCGACCGUUGUUCGCAACAACAGUGAAAAACUUGCCAUCUAAAAUGGUUUGUUGCAUGCGGAUGCUAGCGCAAACACAGCAUAACUGCGCCCUAAACUUGCCCUUCUUCCCGACAGGUCAAAUGCAACGCAACUUUAAGAUAUGAGUCAGUAUAUACUGUAUUUAGGAGUAUUUAUAAAGUAUUGACAAGAAUAAAUACCCGAAAAUGGGUAUUUAAAUAUAAUUAUAAAUACAUUUUUCGAGUCUGUAUUUAAAUAAAAAAUAUAAAUACAUGUAUUUAUAUUUUAAAUAGUGUUUUAAUUACAAUGUAUUCAAAUACUGCCCAUCCCUGGCGUGGAGCACUAAAAAGGUAUCGGUAUCGGUAACGAUGCGGAGAUCGCGUUGCCGUGAAUUUGUAAAGGAAAUACUUUUCUGAUGCCGAUUUUAAAAGGUAUCGCGAUCCGCCUUCCGAUACCGAAAAAAAGUAUCGAUUACCGAAACGGCGUUACGUACAACACUGUUACCAGGUGCCGUCGUCGCGGGCCUCCGCUCAAGAGUGCGAUUCGCCCGAACUGAACCCCAAGCGGAGCGAGAUGUUAACAUGUUCAACCGAACUCUACAAUAUCUCCGACAAUGUUAAAUGGAGCUGCGUGUUAUAGGAGAAGCACUUUAAAACUACAUCUGUGCUUCACUAACGAGCAGAAUUCUAGAGUUUAUUUUCUAUUCUGUAACGUUAUGAACUACACAUUCCGAAGCUCCAUUUCCGAUCAUUUUUUUUCUUUAACAAAUCAAUCAAUAAAUCAAUCUAUUUCGGAUCGGCACUUGAUUUACACUUUCUUUUUCUUACAUCUAAAUGCAUUGUGUACACAUUAUUUGUAGGCUUGAAGAUGAUCAGGCUAAAUACACGAACUGGAUAAAAAAAAAGAAAAAGGCCUCAUUAUACGGUUGCAUAACCUUUCUGUUACACAUAUUGUAACGUAUACCAACUGUACCAUGUGCAAUUGCCCCAACAAGCCGUAGUCCAGUGCUUUUUCUCAGACUACCGAUGUUAACGCGUACAAUCACAGUAGUGUGUAGUAUAUGUAAAUACUGCUAUAGCAUUAUCAACAGUGUGUAAAUAAUAUUGUUGUUCAUUAACUAAAUUGCUCGUGCUUUUUACAUCCAACUUCACGUACGGCGAACCUCUUUUUUUAGCCCCUGUCAAUAUUUUUUUUUUUACUCUAGAGUAAUAGAUAUGGAAUAAACAAAUUUGGAGUUUAAAUUUCAGCCUUAAUGUAAUCAAAUGUUCAUAUUCCUGUCGCAAAUAUAAGAAUACAAAAUAUAUAUAUACAUAUAUAUUUUCAGCUAUUUAUAGUUAUAGUUAUAUAUGAAGAUAUAUAUAUGGCUGUAGCAUAGCAUGUUGCAUGACCAAGUUGGAUCAGCCAAAUUUUUAUGCUCAAUGCGCACUACCUUUUCAAGGUGCAGUGUGUUAGAACUUGGUUCAUAGCGUAGAAACGCACGAAGAAUAAAAUAGUUAUUCUACUAAUUCUAAUGAAGGCCUGAGAUUUAAUGUGCAAAUUGAAAAGUGCUAUCUGAGCGGAACGUGUGACUUGGAUGCUGGUCAGAAAUGUAAGAAGUGGGUAUAACAAUUUCCUUCUAUCGAUUAAUACAACUAUGUCUCCCCUGAAAACUGUUCUCCAUGCAAGCAAUUUCUUUUUCCUGCAUGUAUGACUACACGAUAGUGGCGGUAGAAUCCGAUGCACAAUGUUUUAUUUAUUUGUUUCCAUGUGACCUUCUAGUGUACCACGCUUUACAACUUGCUAACGAGACUCGAAUUACGCCCAUUACCCACGAAUUAAUAUGUGUCGCGCAGUGGCGUAAUCUGUAACUAAAUGUAUAUUCUUGUAACAACCAUCACCCUGAGUCGCGUAGACUUGUAAAUGUGUAUGCCCAUGUAAAAUAAAAGUUACAGCAUCAAAAAUUCA
Ornithodoros turicata is the source of this 12250-nucleotide messenger RNA. It is a transcript of the gene mfr, whose product is annotated as otoferlin-like. The record is from RefSeq and is a predicted model, not a curated record. Gene Ontology annotation, biological process: plasma membrane organization. The coding region runs from base 74 to 6205 and encodes 2043 amino acids. The transcript is spliced from 47 exons. Gene Ontology annotation, cellular component: membrane. NCBI's taxonomy places the organism in Eukaryota, Metazoa, Arthropoda, Arachnida, Ixodida, Argasidae.